Messenger RNA from Daldinia vernicosa, 870 nucleotides. RefSeq names its product short chain dehydrogenase. The transcript has 5 exons. Gene Ontology annotation, molecular function: oxidoreductase activity, acting on NAD(P)H, oxygen as acceptor. Gene Ontology annotation, cellular component: intracellular anatomical structure. Bases 1 to 870 code for a protein of 289 amino acids. NCBI's taxonomy places the organism in Eukaryota, Fungi, Ascomycota, Sordariomycetes, Xylariales, Hypoxylaceae. The record is from RefSeq and is a predicted model, not a curated record.
AUGGCUGAUAUGAACACUGGCACUUUCAAACAUGACAUUACAGAACCUCCCAAAUCUAAUCUAGUUUUGCCGCUAUUCUCCCUUAAAGGAAAGACAGCUAUCGUCUCUGGCGCUGGCGCUGGAAUCGGUCUCUCAAUAGCUCAUGCGUUUGCGGGAGCCGAUGUUGCGAUAUGGUACAACUCCAACAAGAAGGCCUUAGAGGAGGCCGCCAAUGUCGAGAAGACUUAUGGGGUUAAGUGCAAGGCCUACCAGGUCAACGUAUCGACAUGGGAAACGGUCCGGGCCGCCGUUGACGAAAUCGUCGACGAGUUUAACGGUAGACUUGAUAUCUUUGUCGCGAACUCGGGUAUUGCGUGGGAGGACGGUCCCUUCAUCGAUGGCCCGCUCGAGACGAUGCAGAAAGUGUUGAAGGUAAAUAUUGACGGCACCUUGUUUUGCGCACGAGCUGCCGCGCUGCACUGGAGGCGGCAAAAGAAAGAGGGCACUACUGUCGACGGACAGCCGCUCGAAAACUUCAGCUAUGGCAGUUUCAUCAGCACCGCUAGCAUGAGCGGUCACAUCGUCAAUAUUCCUCAGCAGCAGACCGUAUACAACGCGUCUAAAGCCGCGAUCACUCAUGCCUGCAAGUCAUUGGCGGUUGAGUGGGUUGGCUUUGCGCGUGCCAACUCAGUCUCCCCGGGUUACAUCAAGACGGAUCUUUCUGCCUUCAUCCCCCCUGAGACUAAGAAAGUCUUCAAGGACAAGAUCCCGAUGGGACGGGAGGGCGAGCCUGAAGAAUUGAAGGGCACUUAUCUAUACCUGGCUUCUGACGCCUCGUCGUAUACGACUGGUAUUGACAUCAUUGUUGACGGUGGCUACUGCGCACCGUAA